Fulvia fulva is the source of this 1500-nucleotide messenger RNA. RefSeq names its product Bleomycin hydrolase. Gene Ontology annotation, cellular component: cytoplasm. Lineage: Eukaryota; Fungi; Ascomycota; Dothideomycetes; Mycosphaerellales; Mycosphaerellaceae. Bases 1 to 1500 code for a protein of 499 amino acids. The record is from RefSeq and is a predicted model, not a curated record. The transcript is spliced from 3 exons. Gene Ontology annotation, molecular function: cysteine-type aminopeptidase activity. Gene Ontology annotation, biological process: L-homocysteine catabolic process; proteolysis; response to toxic substance.
AUGGGCUCCGCAGAGUCAACACCACAACCACCGUCUCGCUCCAUCUCUCGCCGAGAACGUCGAGUACCACGAGAACAAGCUCCAGUAGCGACCUUUGACGAGAAGUUCGACGCUCUCAGAAUCGACCAUCCUCGACACAGUCCUGUCGAUCGCAUCAUCUUCAAGGACGACUCUGAGCAUGUGGACGCUACAGCCACCGAACAAUACGUGCGUGAGGUGUUGAAGGAUUCCAAGAACAGACUGGGACUGUCUGCUUUGAGCACCAACAAUCCGUCUGCUGUGCUGGAGAAGCCGUCUUCUGUUAUUCGUGAUACGCAGUACUUCAAUUUGAAGAUACCACAUGAAGGGUCGCCUGUGACGAACCAGCGGAGCAGCGGUCGGUGCUGGAUCUUUGCCGCAUGCAAUGUGUUUCGUAUUGCGAUUCAGCAAAAGUACAAUAUCAAGAGCUUUGAGCUUAGCCAGGCAUAUUUGUUCUUCUGGGACAAGGUCGAGAAGGCGAAUUACUACCUCGAGUCGAUCUUGGACACCGUGGACGAGGAUGUCGACAGCCGGAUUGUCAGUGCUCUGAUGGCGAGUCCCGUUGGCGACGGAGGGCAGUGGGAUAUGAUUGUCAAUCUCGUCUCCAAGUAUGGUAUCGUUCCACAGUCACUCUACCCUGACAGCUUCAAUGCUCAAAACAGCUCCACUAUGGAUCGGAUCUUGACUACCAAGCUUCGCGAAGAUGGGCUGAGACUCAGAGCGCUGAGGUCGAAGUCUGCAUCUUCGGGAAGGAUCGCAGAAGUGAAGGAAGCCAUGAUGCAGGACAUUGUGCGUGUGCUUACGCUGUGUCUGGGACCGCCUCCAUCUGCGGACAAGAAGUUCACCUGGGAGUUCUACGACAACGCCAACACUUUCAAGACUGUGUCCUUGACACCAAUCGAGUUCGCCGAUACGACACACGUCAAGAAGUUCAUAUCUUUGGUCAACGACCCCAGAAACGACUACAAUCGUCUUCUCACAGUCGACCACCUUGGCAACGUCUGGGACGGCAGACCGAUCACAUACGUGAACGUCGACACCAUUGUGUUCAAAGAAGCCUGCGUGGCAAUGUUGAAGAAGGGACUACCUAUCUUCUUCGGCUCAGAUGUCGGAAAGCAGUCUGACAGCCGCAAGGGUAUCAUGGACACUGAUCUUGUUGACUACGAGCUCGGGUUCAACAUCAAGCUUGGGCUCACGAAGGCGGAGAGACUGCUGACUGGUGAGAGUCAAAUGACUCAUGCUAUGGUUCUCACCGCCGUGCAUCUCGAUGAGAAUAACAAGCCUGUACGCUGGCGAGUCGAGAACAGCUGGUCUGAGACGGCUGGGACUGAUGGGUACUUCGUGAUGUCGGACAAGUGGAUGGAUGAGUUCUGCUAUCAGGCUGUUGUUGAUCCGAGUGUGGUGCACAAGGAGGUCAGGGAUGUGUUGAAGCAGACGCCAAAGGUCUUGCCCUUGUGGGACCCGAUGGGCGCGUUGGCUUGA